UGCGGGUUCCGUGGACUGAGUGAAGGGGGCGAACGAAGAUGCAGUUCACGGGCAGGAGGCGGAAUCGUCUGCCGUUUUCGCCGCUGGUCGAGGUUUACCCGUUCCCCGUGCAGUUCUACGAGCAGCCGCCGACCGGUGACAUCUCGCUGCAGGAAUUCGAGAGCCUGGCGGUGGAGAGGCUGAAGCUUCUCAAGAGUGCAGAAAAUAUUGGCAUCAGCUACAUCAGGGGAUCUGAAGCCUAUAACAAGAAACUGGAGACUGAAUUUCGAAAGCUGAAGUUUCCCUACAGAAUUGUCAGUGAAGAGAAGUUGGAUGAUUAUGAAAUGAGGAGGAAAGAUCACAUCUCUCAUUUCAUACUGCGUCUUGCUUACUGUCAGUCGGAAGAGUUGAGGCGAUGGUUUAUUCAGCAGGAGUUGGACUUAUUCCGUUUCCGGUUUGGUGAGCUACAUGACAAGCAGCAAGAGUUUCUCAAACGAAACUCUUUGGAGUAUCAUGCCAUUGAACAAGAGGAAAAAGAGCGCUUAAGCAGCAAACUGCAGAGCUCAGCUGGACAAAGUUCAGUGAUAAUAGAUGACCAAAUCUUUUACAAGGUCCCUUUUACUGAUGCUCUUGAACUAGUCCGAACUCGGAAGGCCUACAUCAAAGGAGGGUUGGUAUACAUACCUCAUCCGGAAAUUGUGAUUAUAAUCCUGAAUGAAUUCCGAAAGAGACUUUCCAAGUCUUUGGCUUUGACAUCAAGAUCGCUGCCUGUUAUACAGUCAGAUGAGCGACUGCAACCUCUGCUGAGCCACCUCAGCUAUGCGUAUGUUGGACAGGACUACAGUGUUCAAAGGAAUGUUGGGAAGAUUUCCUUGGAUCAACUUGACAGUCUGGCCACAAAAUCGUAUCCUCCCUGUAUGCGCCAGUUACACAAGGCUUUGCGGGACAACCAUCAUCUCCGACAUGGUGGUCGCAUGCAAUAUGGACUUUACCUCAAGGGGAUAGGCCUCACCCUAGAACAAGCCUUGCAGUUCUGGAAAUCAGAAUUUAUAAAAGGAAAAGUGGAACCAGAUAAGUUUGAUAAAUCAUACUCCUACAAUAUACGGCACAGCUUUGGAAAGGAAGGCAAGAGAACUGACUAUACCCCAUUCAGCUGCAUGAAGAUUAUUCUGUCAAACGCGCCAGGUCAAGGAGACUACCAUGGCUGUCCAUUUCGGCACAGUGAUCCUGAGCUACUAAAGGCAAAGCUGCAGUCCUAUAAGAUUCCACUUGCAGGAAUAAAUCAGAUUCUGGAUUUAGUCAAGGGGAUGCAUUACCAGCUGGCCUGUCAGAAAUACUUUGAGCUAACCCACAAUAUUGAAGAAGUAGGAUUUUCUCUGAGUCAUCCAAAUCAAUAUUUCAUUGAGAGUCAGAAGCUUCUGAACAGCAGCCGAGAUGAAAAGAAAGAAUCAAGCCAGCUGGAAAGCACCCAGCGUAGCCAGGCCAGCCAACCGGCUAGAGGGACGAGCUCCAGUGUCUCCAAAACCACAAGCCAGGCAGAGUCAACCGAUAUGGAGGGUAUAAAUAUCGAAGAGCUUCUCAGUGAAGAGUACAUUGAAUGAUUAUCCAUGAGAUGGAUGUCCAAUGAAAUAUAUUUUGUAUCAGAACAUUUUCUGAAGUGAAUAUGUUGCAUGCUUUUCCGAUUUUUUUUUUUGGCUCCAUACCUGAGUAAGCAAACUUAAGGUAAAAUGAAUUCUCUCCAGAAUGGCUAAAAAGCAAUAAUUUAUCUUUGUUGAAAUACAGCAAAAUGAAAUGGACAUACUGUCUUUCAUUGUUACUUGUACCAGUUUCCUGGAAAGAAAUGACACAGUUGAUGUAGAUUUUACCAAUGGAUCAUCAUGGAAUUCAGCCUAAAAAGAUUUCAUUUGACCUUAUUCCAAAUGUAGUAAGAAAUGUUUAAUUGUGUUGGUAACACCUUAUCAAGGCUAUUUCAUGUUAAAGCCAAAACCUUCAGGAGAUAAUGACUUUCCAGAAUUCAUUAUAAGGGAUCGAAUAUUCAGACUCAUUCUCCAGUAGUUUUGUGGGCGCUUUGACGUCAUACACUUGCUAACAUUGACAGAAAAAGAUCUUUCCUCUACACAAAUCUACAUUAUUGCUUUCUUAAUUGUACAAAAGGACCAGUGGAUUCACCAGCGUUAGCUGUUUCAUACACUUCAUUGUGUUGUAAUGUGAAACGUUCUUUCUUGUUGCCCAUCAAAUGUUAGAGUAUAUUGUAAAUGCUUCUGUCACACUUUCAGAUUUAUAGAAGAGAGGGACGUCUAAAUCCAUUUUUUUUCCUGUUCAAGAUUUCAUAAUGUGGAAUAAGCAAUGCAAAAUAAGUUAUUACAAUGCUGGAUUUUCAUUAAAGCUUAAUUGAUAUUCUCUAUCAGCUUUGAACGUACAUCACAAGUGUCACCUUAAAGCUGAUUAUUUCAGACUUUGACACCGCUUCUUUGUACACUUGAGUGAGGCCUGUGUGUAACUUGAGCUUGGAGUUUCAUUUUGCCCUGUGUUAUGACAAGACAGAAAUAAAUGCUCUGUGAUCUUUUUUGCUUUCUGAGAAAAACACGAAAACAAAGCUUACUUACAUGCAUUUUAUGUAUUCUGUACAGGAGAGAUGUCGCGAUUGUGCCUGUUGUUUGCAUGUGUGGCAGACAUAUCUGGGAUAAUCUUGUGAUCGAGUAGAUCUAGUGGAGAAUGUUUUAUUUACUGAGGAAUGCCACCAGUGGAAUGACCUCUGAAGUUUAUUUUGUGAUCAAGGUUUUUCAGUGAAGCAUGUGCAAUGAUUAUCUGAAAAGUGCUCUCUAUGGAAUAACUGGACCAUGCAAUCACCAUUGUGUGAAGAGCUGCAAUGGACUUUUGACUUCAGUAUGAAGUUAAAAGCCCGCUGCAGUAUCUGACAAGUUGACAAGAUCUCUCGUGCACCAUUCUCUGAGCUUUCUUCAAGAUAAACUUAAGGAAUAUGAGAUGAAUCUCCUGGGAUCUGCCCUUAAUAGCUACAAAUGAGUAGUAUACACGUACAGAGAACUUAGUAAACUGCUUAGUCAAAACAUUACACUGUACCUGUGGAUAUGAGUUCAAUUCAGAGGUAGUUUGUUCUGGUCCUUUUUAUUUGGUAGGAAGGAAGCAUCAAUGAAUACAUGGAUUACUGUUUUAAAAAAAAACAAAUUGUAUGUAAUUCUGCAAAACAGCUCCAAGAGUCAAGUUGCUUGAUUAUCUGUGUGGCUAAUACAGUUUUGUUUAAGCUGAAUUGCGAUGAAUAAAAUGGACUUUUUUCUAAACCUCAGAGUUGCCAUUAGCUGUGGUCCUGUGCAGACAGAUUACGAAGCUGAGAUCAUGAAUUAUCACUGAACAGUAACUUCUUAAGGAAAUUAUGGAGAACAACUGUCUGGUGCCAGUAUGAUUUCUUUCCGCUUGGAUUGCACUAGUUUCUGGUCUUGUAGAACUUAAUUAUCCUUUUACAAAAUGAUCAUUACUAGUUUGAGUUCUCCACUCUCCUUGUAUAUGUCAACUACUACAUUUCUUGUACUGUGUAAUUGUGUUGAUGUUUUUUUUCCGAUUUUCCUCACAUUUUUGUGCCUUUCCACGAUAUCCUAAAAUAUAUAAUACAGUAGUAACUCGACUCACGAAAGUGAUGCGUAUCUGAGCAAAAUUUCGUAAGUUGAGAGGGCUUGGUGAAAUGCAUUAUAGGCACAUGUAGCAUGAGGUACAGCAAAAAUACAAGUAUGCAAGAAAAUGGGAGCCCACAUAGCCCUCAAUUCCCUGGUCUAUCAAGAUGUAUCCACCCUCUCUUUAACUACUUCCAGUUAUCUGGCACCCACAACACUCUGGAGAUUAAACACCCUCUGUGAAGAGAAAUCCCACACACCUUAGUUUUAAUUGACUGCUCCCUCAUCUUGUAAAUAUGGCCCUUGUUUGAGACUCUCCCAUUAGUAUCCCAUCUUUUUUUAGUCAGGAUCGUAUAUGUUUCGAUAAGAUCACCCUUCAUCCUUCUAAGCUCUCCAAAAAAUACAUGUCUUUGUUUGCUGUUCAUGAUAAGGUAACACUGUCAUCCCAGCAUUCAGCCUAUCAUUGAUUGCACUGACAUACAGUUUGAAGGGUAUCCAUACGAAAAGUUGAAGAUUAAAUGUUUAUUGUACAAUUAUGAUUCCCAUAUCUGAGAAUGUACUUCAUUUCUCCUGUUGACCAUUCUAUUACACUUAGUGACCAUAAAAAAAUUGGGUAGAAAGGUGAACAUCAUUCCAGUGAUUUACACAUUGCACAUUCUCCCUGUGACCACUUGGAUUUCCUCCGGGUGCUCUGGUUUCCUCCCACAUUCCAAAAAUGUGGUAGUUGGUACUUCGAUGGGCCACUGUGAAUUUCUCCAAGUGUGUAGGUGACUGGUAGGAGGAGUUGAUGAAAGUACGGGGAAAAACAAAGCAGGUUAGUGUUGGUUUUGUGUAAUAAUGGGUGGUUGGUGGUCAGCAUGGACUUGGUGGGCCGAAGGGACUGUUCCAUGCUGUAUCUCUCAGUGAUCUUAUGAUUACAAGGUUGACGUCACCAAAAAUAAAUAUUUCUUAAAUUUAAAAUCAAAAUAAUGGGUGAACAGAUUAACAAUGGGGUACGAAUCUAUUGAUGAUGAAAUGAUAGUAAAAUGAAUUCAGCCAUGAAUUAAUCUCUUAUUUGCUCUGAGGGGAAAUAAACGUUGAUAAUACAAUGGUUAAAGGCCAGCAGUUUGCCAGGGGAGGUUGUGCAGGUUGGAAAUGAGAAUCACAGUGGCUUUGUGGAGAUGCAAGAGACGUUUCUUUGCGUGAACGUGGAAGAUCUGAGCAAGCAGACCCACACCAGGCACUACAAGCUCUAUCAUGAUUGCAAAUUAGAAGAGACGGGAUUCCAGGGCAGCAACCUAAACAAUGUGCCAGUCAACCUUCAAGAAAUAGCUUCAUAGGUCAAAACACAUACACAGACGAGUCCAUGAUCAUUUGUAACAUGAGAAAUUACUGUUAUCAAUUACAUUGUAAUAUGGAAUUUUAUCAACAGGUAAAAUCAUAAAAGUAUGCAUUGGUGACUAGAAAUUAUGUUUAUGAAUACAUUCACUUUUUAAAGAGGUUUGUAAAGUUUUGCUUAAAAGAUUGCA
This is a messenger RNA of Pristis pectinata (smalltooth sawfish), 5113 nucleotides long. RefSeq names its product DNA primase subunit 2 (gene prim2). The transcript has 13 exons. The coding region runs from base 39 to 1580 and encodes 513 amino acids. The record is from RefSeq and is a predicted model, not a curated record. Gene Ontology annotation, cellular component: alpha DNA polymerase:primase complex. Lineage: Eukaryota; Metazoa; Chordata; Chondrichthyes; Rhinopristiformes; Pristidae. Gene Ontology annotation, biological process: DNA replication, synthesis of primer.